This is a messenger RNA of Phascolarctos cinereus (koala), 719 nucleotides long. RefSeq names its product small integral membrane protein 18 (gene SMIM18). NCBI's taxonomy places the organism in Eukaryota, Metazoa, Chordata, Mammalia, Diprotodontia, Phascolarctidae. The record is from RefSeq and is a predicted model, not a curated record.
UGUGCACCAGACUGCAUUACCAACAGACCAGACCUAAGCUCCAUCAGCAUCUGCCGAGAACAGCCUCACUUGGACCAAUCACGUGCCAUGGCGUCGGUAAGCACAGCCACCCUGCACGCCACUCUCUGGAACGAGACGAGCGGCACCAGCAGCCCGCCGACCACCACAUCGGCUCACCGGUACAUCGGCUUCCAGGUCCAACAGGUAUACCCCUUCCACGAUAACUGGAACACGGCGUGCUUCGUCAUCAUGCUUCUUUUCAUCUUCACAGUCGUCUCGCUGAUGCUCCUGGCCUUCGUCUACGAGGUGCUCGACUGCUGUUGCUGCGCCAAAGAUAAAACCCUGAGCGACCUGGAGAGUGAGCCGAGCCCCCUGAGAACCAUGAUGGACAACAUCCGGAGGCGGGACACCGAAGUAGUUUAGCGUCCGCCCGGGGCGGGGGGGGGGAUGCCAGACAGACCCAAGACAGCAUGUUGGCACAAAGCCUCCGAGCUCCGCUGAAGGGGCAGAGGGAGAAGUCCUGAGGUCCUGGCCCCACCAGGGCGACAUCUACCCCAGCCAAGCACGCCGGGGAGCCCGAGGGACCAACAGAGUCUCACCACCACCAACUCUUCAGUUAUCCUUUUGUAAGAAGAUGUCGUAGUGCAAGUUAGAUAUGUCUCUUUUGGAGUGGGUUUCACUGUAUGUAUCCAUGUAUAAAUACAGUUUUGAAAAUUCAA